AUGUCGGUUUUGGAUUCAAAGUGUACCGUUUGUAUGGAACCGUUCAACAAUACGGGGGUUAUUGCGACUACCAAUUGUGGUCACAUCUUUCAUGAUAAUUGCCUACAGAAUUGGCAACUGCAAACCCCUAAAUGUCCACAAUGUGAAGCGUACAAACCAUUUAGUCAUGUCGUGUAUUUAAAUUUCGACGAAACAAUUGGCGAUGCCAAACAAUUGCAGGAAAUCCAUCAACAGACAUCGGAUGAAUUGGAGAACUUAAAAAAACUCCACAAAGAAAAGAGUUUGGUGUGGGCUAAAAUGCAAGCAGCGAUUCAAAACGAAGUUCAUGAAUUUAAAACACUUGUCAGUAAAUUACGACAUGACAUUGUGUGCCUUGAGGCUGCCGGGAAAAAGAAUCGCCAAAAAAUAUGUGCCCUAACGGAGGAGAUAUGUUCCAUAGAAACGGAAUCAGAGAAUAGAAUAGCGGAGCUAAGAAAGGAAGUUGACACGCUAAAGGAUACAUUGGAAAACUAUUCUACCGAACUGGCAGUGGAAUUGUCUAAACAAAAUGAGAAAUCGACGACGACUAAUGAUGAACGGCCAAUGAUUCAUAUCAAUUUGACCAAUGACAAAAUCAAAGACUUGGAAGAACAAUUGCAGCACGUCACAAAAGAACUGGAAAAUGAAAUUACCCGGAAUAGCGAACUUGAAAUUGAAAAUAUGAAGCUAAAAAAACUAUCGUCUAUUUGGGGAGAAUUGAAGAAAAUGUAA
Molecule: messenger RNA, 750 nt
Organism: Musca vetustissima
Lineage: Eukaryota; Metazoa; Arthropoda; Insecta; Diptera; Muscidae
Product: E3 ubiquitin-protein ligase trul-1-like
Exons: 2
Coding region: 1-750 (249 amino acids)
Source: RefSeq, a predicted model, not a curated record